Puma concolor (puma) is the source of this 426-nucleotide messenger RNA. RefSeq names its product myelin P2 protein. Lineage: Eukaryota; Metazoa; Chordata; Mammalia; Carnivora; Felidae. Gene Ontology annotation, cellular component: myelin sheath. Gene Ontology annotation, biological process: membrane organization. The record is from RefSeq and is a predicted model, not a curated record. Gene Ontology annotation, molecular function: lipid binding.
AACUGUGUUGAAUUCUCAUCCAUCGCAAUGAGCAACAGAUUCCUGGGCACCUGGAAACUCGUCUCCAGUGAGAACUUUGAUGAUUACAUGAAAGCUCUGGGUGUGGGGUUAGCCACCAGAAAACUGGGAAACUUGGCCAAACCCCGAGUGAUCAUCAGCAAGAAAGGGGAUAUUAUAACUAUAAGAACUGAAAGUACGUUUAAAAAUACAGAGAUCUCCUUCAAGUUAGGCCAAGAGUUUGAAGAAACCACAGCUGACAACAGGAAAACAAAGAGCACUGUAACCUUGUCAAGAGGCUCAUUGAAUCAAGUGCAGAAAUGGGAUGACAAAGAGACAACAAUAAAAAGAAAGUUGGUGGAUGGGAAAAUGGUAGUGGAAUGUAAAAUGAAGGGCGUGGUCUGCACCAGAAUUUAUGAGAAGGUCUGA